Psammomys obesus (fat sand rat) is the source of this 4000-nucleotide messenger RNA. It is a transcript of the gene Grem1, whose product is annotated as gremlin 1, DAN family BMP antagonist. The transcript has 2 exons. Gene Ontology annotation, biological process: animal organ morphogenesis. Lineage: Eukaryota; Metazoa; Chordata; Mammalia; Rodentia; Muridae. Gene Ontology annotation, molecular function: BMP binding; receptor ligand activity. The coding region runs from base 137 to 691 and encodes 184 amino acids. The record is from RefSeq and is a predicted model, not a curated record.
CCUAGAGCACCGCCACCGCCGUGGUCGCACGCUCCGUCUCGCUCCAUCCGCGCUGAGCCCGGGUGGCUCGAGCCGCGGUUGCUCGCAGUGCCACGCGUCCGCAGCGAGGGACCCCAAGACCCACGACGCUGACAGAAUGAACCGCACCGCUUACACCGUGGGAGCUUUGCUUCUCCUCUUGGGGACCCUACUGCCGGCUGCUGAAGGGAAAAAGAAAGGGUCCCAAGGAGCCAUCCCGCCUCCAGACAAGGCUCAGCAUAAUGACUCUGAGCAGACCCAGUCUCCACCACAGCCUGGCUCCAGGACCCGGGGGCGGGGUCAGGGGCGGGGCACUGCCGUGCCAGGCGAGGAGGUGUUGGAGUCCAGCCAAGAGGCUCUGCACGUGACGGAGCGCAAGUACCUGAAGCGAGAUUGGUGCAAAACUCAGCCCCUGAAGCAGACCAUCCACGAGGAAGGCUGCAACAGCCGUACUAUCAUCAACCGCUUCUGCUACGGCCAGUGCAACUCCUUCUACAUCCCCAGGCACAUCAGGAAGGAGGAAGGCUCCUUCCAGUCUUGCUCCUUCUGCAAGCCCAAGAAGUUCACCACCAUGAUGGUCACGCUCAACUGUCCUGAGCUACAGCCACCCACCAAGAAGAAAAGGGUCACACGUGUGAAGCAGUGCCGUUGCAUAUCCAUCGACUUGGAUUAAGUCGGGGGGGGGGGGGGCACAUCCAGCCUGUCAUAGCCAUGCCGAGAGCCACACCUAAACCACCCGAUUCCUACUUGGCUUAAACCUAGAGGCCAGGAGAACCAGCAGUUGCUUCCUGCCAGGAGGCUGCUUACGCAUAGUGUAUGCGCAUGAGUGUGCGUGGGUGCCUGUGGAUGUUUCCGAACACCAGCGGAAACAGCCUCUGCUAAAAGGCGCUUCCUGUUACUCUGCUUCAGAUGGUCGGAAAUGCCCACAGCACUGGACCCAAACAGCUACAGGGGCAGGGCUGAGGUUGGCUUUGCCAUUGUGUUCCAUGUGUCCUCCCGGGCACCAGGAUUUCACCUGAGAGUGAAUCCUAACGGAAGAGGUAAUUCAGAGGGCUGCAUUAGACUUGGGACUGUUCUGUGCUUGUCCUUUCCUCCUCCCACAACCCAUUCCUUUCUUUGCUCUCCCUGAUAGCUCAGUCUUAGCCCAUGUUCCUAAAUUAAUUCACUUGACCGUGUGGUGUGUUUUCCAUCUUGUGAAAAACCUCCAGAAUGUGAGGAGACAUGUGAUGGAGGACAAACAGGACAGGAUUGACUCAAGGAGCACUGAGGCUGAGGACCACUCUGGGCCAGUGAAAUUCAGCAGCAAGAUGUCCAGAGUUUGAAAGUUAUUUUCCAAAACCAGUGCGAGCCUUGCUUCAGUGAAAAGGUUUUCCUGAUAUUUAAAAUGACCUAGAUGCACAGAGGAGAAAUAUAAUCAGCCAAAAUAUCCAAUUCUCUGUGCCUCUGUGACCUAAUAACACUAACUGUAACCCAAAGUUAAGAAUGAAAUAUUGAUCACUCCUGUUUUAAGAACGAAGUAAAUGAAAAACAACAACAAAAUAUGGCCUCCUACUUUGCUUCUCAGCAGGACAACUGAGAGCCUUGUUCACUGGGAUUAAAAACAAAAACAAAAAACAAAACACACACAGACACACAGACACACACACACAAAUCCCUAAGCUUAGUUUUGCUGCAUAAAUGUUGCUUUUCCAUCAUUCCUGUAAAAUGCUUUGGAGAUGCAGAACCUUGUGAUAAAAAUCCUGCCUUUGCUGACACCUGCCAAUAAGGAACCGUCUAAGAUUAGAGAGUUACCCACACCAUUCGAAUUAGAUAUGCAUGGGGGCUUUUCUGUUUGGCACUUGUUAGGAAUGAGAGGGGGAGAGAGAAAGGGAGGGAGGGAGGAUAGGAGAGAGAGAGAGAGAGAGAGAGAGAGAGAGAGAGAGAGAGAAAGGGAUUGCAUCUAUCUAGACAGUGCCUAGAGGAGAGGUAAGGGCUGUGAUUUCCUCUUCCUUUGUUUGCUCUCACAGGGUCUAUAAGAAAGUUCCAUCAGGAAACCAGAACCCUCGGGUAUAUUAGCGGGCCACCUGCUCCCAGUGGAUCUGUGUGCCAUUGUAAUCAACAGGCCUGCCAUGGAUGUUGUCAUCCCUAUACACCUGGGCUCCCCAAAUGCCUCCUCAGCAUUUACGUAGGGGCUGAAGGAAAAGGUGGGUAGGCCUUGAUACAAUUUGGAUUGGCUAAGCAGUUCUUAAGACUGAGAUUCUAGCUAUAAAUGCCCCCAGAUACCAGUUUUGUGUUUUCCUCUCAGAGUCGGUAGUCAAGUUCUGUGCCAUUUGGAAGGCAGGCAUCCCCCGCCCAUCAAAGCAGCCACAGUCAAAAAAAACCAAACCAAACCAACCAACCAAACAAACAAACAAAAACCAUUGGAAGUAAAGAAAUUAUUUUAUUUUGGUCUAGCCCAGUCUCACAUGACAUCUAAAUAGGAACCAUGCUGUAAGGCAAAAGCUAUCCCGAAUUCCCAAAACAGCAGGUCUAAUUUUGAAAGUUUGAAAGCCACUACUGAUGAUUCCACACUAGAUGAAUUUGUGCAAGCACGGUCUGUGUGUUUCGUUUUUAACGUGUGCCCCUUGCCUGAAUCUGUUUGUCUUCCACAUCCAUCACCAAUAAGGCACAGGAUGGAUUUGAUUAGGCCCACAGAUGCAAAGGCAGAGUUUUGAGGGUAGUGAAGGGUGAAAAAUAAAAGAGGAAGAAGCUGAAAAUAUAAAACCACAUCAGAGAGGAAAAAUGACACUCGGUGCUAAGAAAUGCCGAGUGUCUUGUUUUAAUUCUGCCACAGACAUGUAGUACUGUUAACGGGUGACAAGUUGGCAGCCUCAUCCACCCUCCAGGAGCUUGUACCACCGUCGCUAUGUAAGUUGGAUUUAGGUCACAUCAAGAAGAUUGCCUCAAAAUUAACUUCUUGAGAACGAUCAGCAGCAUAAAGUACCCUAAAAAGCACAUCACUGGCCAAAGAUGUGGGGUGUCUGCCUCCCUUGCUGUGGCUAGACCAAGACCAUCAGAAAUACAUGUCUUCCAUCAUUUAUUGAAGAUGCCCUGUCGGUUGUCUAUUUUGGACUCGCCAGUGAUGUAAUCAUGCUCAUUUUCUCCAACACUGCAGUAGAAGUGUUCUGUGGUAAGAGAGUUGUGAUCUUGAUCUUACCGAUUAAAAUAAUGCCAGACACCAAAUACGAAUUUUAUGGUGUUCGCUUAGUGCUUGGCACUGAAAAGGGAAUGCCACACACCUCGUUAAGUCUGCGUGCUUCUUUGCAACUGUAAUCUUCAAAGUUGUAAGUGAAAAAUCUGAAGGAAAAGAUAAUUUCCACCGUGUGGAAUGUGAAUAAGCAAAAAAAAAAAAAAGUUAUGGGUAUUUAAUGUAAUUAUGAAUUCAAGUCUGUCGGUUACUGUGAUUUCAAUCAUGUUUUCUUUCUCUAUUCUAUACGACGGCCUCUGUGUUGGGUAAAGAAGAACGUGUCUAUUUUAUGUUGUUAGAGGCUUUUGUCAGGUCAGAGGGAAACACAGUCUCAUUUGUUACUGAGUCAAGCAUGAGCUUUUAUUUUUUAAAACUGAAUGUUCCUUGAAAGUCGACACUUCUGAAGCAAUAUUAGGGAAGACUUUAAGUGUUAUUUUGGGAGAUGUAUAAUAUGUGUAUACAAGCAAAUAGCAGAUGAUGAUGGCUAGUUCACAAAGAUAUACGAACAGAACAUUCCUAAACAAGAAGCCUGAAAGAGUGAAAGAAAUUCUAUUGAUUUGUCAUUUCUCAAGAUAUUUAAUAUCAUCUACAUUGUGUAUUUAAUCUGCUUUAAUAAUUUUAAAACAAUGAACGAUUAUAUAGGCUAUGAUGGAACUACCUUGCUAUGGAUGAGGGUGAGACAGGAUUUACUGGUCUCAUAAAAGCUAAUUUGGCUUAAAGUUUUAUGAUCUGUAACUAGAAUUUUAUUUUCACCCUAAUAACAUUCUAUAUAACCUU